AACGCUAAAACCCUCUCGGCGGCGGCGGCAGCGGGUGCUACCAGCGGAAGCUCCCGGCGCUCUUCUCCGCGAAGGAAAAGGGGGAAUACAGACAGAAGCUGGCUCCGAUGGACAGCGGAAGCGACUCCGAGAGCGCCCCCGAGGAGCUCACCGCCGUCCAGGGUGUUGAGAAGCACGAAGAGAUCAGUAAAGUUGAGAAGGACAGUGUCAUCAGAGUAACACGGGAGGGAAAGGAGCGGAGAAAACGUUGGGCCAAACGGAGAACAUCAUCUAAACCAGAUAAGCAGGCACCACAAGAAAUAGAAGAUCAAGAUGCCCACCAGAGCGAGGAGAAUGAGACACAUACUAUGCCUGGCAUGCUCCCCAGUAGUGUAAUUGAAAUGCUAGCAGCACGUGAGAAGCAAACCUUCUCCUCCGACUCUGAGGAAGAAAAUGUUCAGAAGGUUCAGAAAAAGAAGAAGAGAAUGAAAACUUCUGGGCCUGAAACUAUUCUACUGAAGGAUGUCCGGUCAACUCAACAAGUGAAGAAUGCCCUUGAUUUCUUGGAGCAAAGGAAAAACCAGGUGCCAAGAUCGAAUGCAGUUUUGAAGAAUGCCAAUAAGGCUUUGCGUCUCCUUUCUUCAAAAGGAAAUUUUCUGAGUUAAGAGUGUUAGAAUAGCACAUUAUCUGAAUCUGUCUGUAGACAUUUCAACAGCUGAUAUGGUCAAGAGACUCAUAAUCAGUGUGUCUGAAAGGAAUCGAUUUGGCAUGUGAGAUGUGACGCAGAAUAUCCGUAGUGCUCAUGUUCCUAGUAACAAAUCCAAGGUCUGUAUGGUUCAUUGUGUGAGUUUUAGUUAUCUAUUUUUACGGAUCUUGUGUUGCAAAUUUAUAAUACAAAAUCAUGAAAGAUUUCAAAAUUUUGAUGACCAUGUAACACCUA
Panicum hallii is the source of this 919-nucleotide messenger RNA. RefSeq lists its product as uncharacterized. NCBI's taxonomy places the organism in Eukaryota, Viridiplantae, Streptophyta, Magnoliopsida, Poales, Poaceae. Bases 108 to 644 code for a protein of 178 amino acids. The record is from RefSeq and is a predicted model, not a curated record. The transcript is spliced from 5 exons.